AAAGAAAGAAAACCACCGAUAUAUGAUUGGAAGUUGCUUCGGAUGGAUUUGGAGUCAAAAGACAUUCAUUUCAAAUCAUUUCUCAACCUGCUUGAGAAACUGAUUAAUCCAAAUGAUAGAGGCCUUGUGGAUCAUACUAUCUCACAACGACAGAAAGGUCUCUCGUUCUUAUGUCAUUUUCUCGCAGAGAUCGGAAAUAAACAUAUUAGCGCAUUGAAAAAAGACAUUGCUAUGUUUUUGGAUCAUUCAGGUAUCUCUGAUCAAGCAAUCAAUACUUUAUCUAACAUGCAGUUGAGUUCUACAGAUAAUGUCGCAAGAGAGCUUGUAAAGUAUCAGGCGAAUACGUUAAUUGCUAAUAUCGAUGAUUAUCACAACAUUCAUGGUUUACGCAUUCCAACAACUACGUCAACCAGUACGGUUGCUCACAUGAUUACAGUUCUUGCCAUCCCGAUAUCUACAGCAAGUGCGAUUUCAAAGAGUGUCGGAGAUGCAAACAUACAUAACCCGCAACUUGUUGACAGUAAUGUUUUGAUUACUCAAAUAAAAAAUCGGUUUAUGGCUCUUCUAUCUCAAUCGUUUAAUGAUCAGUUUGCAAAAAAACCUGCUUACGCUGAAAAUGAUUUACUUGAUAAUCUAACA
This is a messenger RNA of Ambispora gerdemannii, 639 nucleotides long. The record is from the annotation of a GenBank genome assembly. Lineage: Eukaryota; Fungi; Glomeromycota; Glomeromycetes; Archaeosporales; Ambisporaceae.